AUGCGCAUCGCUACCUUCCCCUCUACAUGGAAACACGCAAUUAUAGUCCCGAUUCACAAACCAGGAAAGCCAGCCAAUUCUACUAGCUACAGGCCGAUCAGUCUACUACCAACACUAUCCAAACUGUACGAAAGGAUACUGUUGGAGAGGAUAAAACCCUACGUCUACGUUAUCCCGAAACACCAAUUUGGUUUCAAAACCAAACAUUUCACAUGUCACCAAAUCUAGCGCAUAUCUGAAAUAAUUGUACACGGAUUCGAAAAAAAGCAAUACACCACAGCAGCAUUCUUAGACCUAAAACAAGCCUUCGAUAAGGUCUUACACAGUGGGCUUGAACAAAAACUNCAGCAUUCUUAGACCUAACACAAGCCUUUGAUAAGGUCUGGCACAGUGGGCUUGAACAAAAACUAAAAACAUUAAAUCUCCCUGCAUACUUACUUAAAACUAUCACAUCCUUCAUAUCCAACAGAUCUUUCCAAGUGAGAGUAGAAACAGACUUCUCACAACUGCACCACAUCAAAGCUGGGGUCCCCCAAGGAUCAGUCUUGGGACCAACCCUAUUUAAUAUUUACUGCAACAACUACAACAUUCCAACUCCUCGGUUGAGAGUUAAUCGUUACAAACGCCUGCUGUGCUAUUAA
Messenger RNA from Cinara cedri, 641 nucleotides. The record is from the annotation of a GenBank genome assembly. NCBI's taxonomy places the organism in Eukaryota, Metazoa, Arthropoda, Insecta, Hemiptera, Aphididae.